GCUUCAAUAGUUCCACUAUAUAAUCCCUUCCUGCCCUUCAAGCUUUGCUAUAUACAGAGAAAAAUGGAAAAGGUCGGUUCAAUAAUAUUUCUCAACCAUUUGUUCAUAAUAUGCCUGGCCGCGCCAUUAAUGGUACAGAGCACCAUUGAAAACCCUAGGGAGAACAUUGACCAAUGGUUCCAAAACCUCCCCCAUGCAAAACAGAAGCUGACCAGGCUGCAUUUCUACUUCCACGACGUCGUUCUCGGCCCACACCCAACCGUAGUGGCGGUGGCCAACGCAUCCCAUACCUUCACAUCACCCACCUUCUUCGGCCGAGUCAACAUCUUCGACAACCCCUUGACCCAGGGACCCGAACCCGGUUCCAAGCUCGUGGGUCGGGCGCAAGGGCUAUAUGGGUUUACCUCACAGGAGGAAGUGAGCCUGCUUAUGGCUAUGAACUUUGUUUUCAGGAGUUGGAAGCACAACGGCAGCAGCCUCACCGUUUUGGGGAGGAACCCGGUUGGGCAGUUGGUUAGAGAGUUGCCCAUCGUCGGCGGAACCGGUGUUUUUCGGUUGGCACGCGGAUUUGUGUUGGCCAAGACUUAUUUCUUUAAUGCUAGUGUUGCCACUGUUGAAUAUAAUGUUGCAGUUUUGCAUUAUUGAAUGAGAUUCGUGGUGUAAAUCUGGGUUUAUUUUUUAAGAUAUGUUUCUGGUGUAUCCACAACGUGCUAAUUAAUGGUAUUCUUAUAUUCAAAUUA
Messenger RNA from Malus domestica (apple), 740 nucleotides. Its product is annotated as dirigent protein 22-like. The record is from RefSeq and is a predicted model, not a curated record. Lineage: Eukaryota; Viridiplantae; Streptophyta; Magnoliopsida; Rosales; Rosaceae.